This is a messenger RNA of Marchantia polymorpha subsp. ruderalis, 3132 nucleotides long. NCBI's taxonomy places the organism in Eukaryota, Viridiplantae, Streptophyta, Marchantiopsida, Marchantiales, Marchantiaceae. The record is from the annotation of a GenBank genome assembly.
GGCGAGUCCACAUUCAGUCUCCAGUUCUGUCCUCACGGUUGCGCGGGUUUUAGAUAGAGGCCUGGAUUGAGAGAGAGAGAGAGAGGAGCUGAAAUUGGCCGAGGAAGCUGAAGAGUGAGUGAGUGAUUCGGAGUCAUGGCGACCAGGAAGGCGUUGGGCUCGAGCGCAAGCUUGCUGGGGCGAAUUGUGUCGAGGCAACGACAGGUUGCUGCUGCUGCUGCAGUGUCCAGCUCCAGCAGGCUCGUCGGUGGUGCUCGGAGUUUCGGAGCUGCUGCAGCGGAGAAGGAGCUCGAGAGUCCUGUGAAGGCUCCGGUCGAGGUCAAGCACACGAAGCUGCUGAUCAAUGGGGAAUUUGUGGACUCUGUGUCCGGGAAGACCUUUGCCACUUACGAUCCUCGGAGUGAGGAGCUGAUCGCUCAUGUGGCCGAGGGUGACGCCAAGGACAUCGACCUCGCCGUGAAGGCUGCCCGGAAGGCUUUCGACGAAGGCCCAUGGCCGAAGAUGACGGCCUACGAGCGUGUCAAGAUUCUGAACCGCUAUGCCGAUCUUCUGGAGAAGCACAACGAUGAAUUGGGUGCUCUCGAUUCCAUCGACAGCGGCAAGCCUUACGAUCAAGCCCGGUAUGCAGAAAUGCCGCAGGUGGUGAGAAAUUUCCGCUACUUCGCCGGCUGGGCCGAUAAGAUCCACGGGCACACCAUUCCGUCUGACUCUGCCCACUUCGCCUACACCCUGCACGAGCCCGUCGGCGUGUGCGGGCAGAUCAUUCCGUGGAAUUUCCCGCUGGUCAUGUACGCCUGGAAGGUCGCUCCCGCCUUAGCUUGUGGAAACACAAUUGUGCUCAAGACUGCCGAGCAGACUCCCCUCUCGGCCCUUCUGGCGGGAGCGCUGGCUCUCGAGGCUGGCAUCCCGCCGGGCGUGCUGAACAUUGUGUCCGGAUAUGGAGAGACAGCGGGAGCGGCGCUCUCGAGCCACAUGGACGUGGAUAAGGUGGCCUUCACCGGAUCCACGGAGGUCGGGAAGAAAAUCAUGGUCGCUGCCGCGCAGAGCAAUUUGAAGAAGGUGACGCUGGAGCUUGGAGGCAAGUCGCCCUUCAUCAUCUGCGACGGGGCCGAUGUGGAUCAGGCCGUGGAGCUGUCGCACUUCGCGCUCUUCUUCAACCAGGGCCAGUGCUGCUGCGCCGGGUCGAGGACCUUCGUGCACGAGAACGUGUACGACGAGUAUUUGGAGAAGGCCAAGGAACGGGCUUUGAAGAGAAUCGUCGGAGAUCCUUUUCGCAGCGGAGUGGAGCAGGGCCCUCAAGUCGACAAGGAGCAGUUCAACAAAGUUCUCAGCUACAUCGAGAGCGGCAAGGAGCAGGGUGCCCGAUUGAUCACCGGGGGCACGAGGCUCGGCAGCAAGGGCUUCUACAUCAAGCCCACCGUCUUCGCCGAUGUCCAGGACCAUCACACCAUCUUCAACGAGGAGAUUUUCGGCCCCGUCCAGGCCGUGACCAAGUUCUCCAGCACCCAGGAGGUCAUCAAGAGGGCCAACAGGACCGAGUACGGAUUGGCUGCAGGAAUUUUCUCCAAGAAUAUCGACGAAAUUAACACUCUCUCCCGCGGGCUCAGAGCCGGAACGGUCUGGGUGAACACGUACGACAUUUUCGAUGCUAGCAUUCCCUUCGGAGGGUACAAGCAGAGUGGCAUCGGAAGAGAGAAGGGCAUCUACGCGCUGGAGAAUUACACUCAAGUGAAGGCUGUGGUGAUGCCCUUGCACAACCCUGCUUGGUUGUGAGGGGACAAAAAUCUCUCUCUCUCUUUCUCUCUCUCGAUCGCAGCAGCAGCAGCAAUCGGCAAUCGUUCUCACUCGAAUCGAUGCGUUCAAUAAUCUGUGCAAACUUACGAGGUGUUUUUUCCCUGCCUGCAAGGGAUGUGUGAAUAUGGCAGCCUGACAUCGUGGGAGAGUUCAGAGAGGGCAGGCAGGUAUGUCUAGGUUGAUUGGGCAGUAUAGACGGGCUCUUGAGCACUACGCCUUAUUCAGUGGAGCGAAAUUUGGACGAGCAGCUUUCUUAUCUUGAUGAUUCAGUUGAUCCAAAAAGGAAAUCAUCACAUGUUCAUAUAAUGACGGAAAAACCCCCCUUUAGGAUAUUAGGAAAGUAGAAAAUUGGCCUGCGGGAGCCGAUUGUGAAAUUGGUUUUGAAAUGAAGUCGUUAGUUCUCGGCUGUGACCUUGGAUUAAGGUUGUUAAAUCCACAUCUCCAUAGUGUCUCCUGUGUGCUUUGCCUGUGUGAUGUUUGCUACAACGGUUUUCAAAAGCACAUUUCGAUUCAGUCACGUAAGUCAUAAGUUAUUCAUGGAUUCCAUUGCUCCUGAGUGGCAAUCACAUCAUUGUGUCUGAUUUGUUCAGCUUGGCAGCCUUUUCUUAACUUCUCCGAUGACUGUUGUAGUCGAAGAAAUGUACAGGUCUGUUGCUAUUGGUUGGUGUAAGUAUUUAAUCCCGGUCUACUUCUAUUUUAUAUCUGGGGUAUUCGAGAGGAUGGAUUCAUUUGUCCGUCGGUGUGGGUCUGCAGGAUUGCUGUCCGCAAUAUGGCGGAAGUUACCUACCGGUCGAUAUGUCUCAUGAUCGAUGGUUCUCUCGAAAGGAAAGAGGAAGAGUUGAAGAUAGAACAGAGGUGACAAUGAUAUGAAAAUGUAUAGAUUGGGUUCAUUCCGUGAUCUCGUCAUGAUGUCUGUCAGUGAAUAAAUAUGUGAUGUAGUGAACUGUUCCCGUGAUUGCCAACGCUUUAAAUAAAUCUAAGUUUCUUCCUGUCGCUGCGGUCCGAAUUGAGGUGGCCUGAAUGUGAUUGGGCACCGUACAGAAGUUCAAGAUAGCGUUGGACUCGGUAUGUUUAUGUUGACGCCAUAUUCGCUCAAAGCCUUAAUCCAGGCAGAGCGCAUCGUGGUUUGGGAAGUCGUGUACCAUAACUUCCAACUAUGCGGGAGGAAGGUUUAACAGAAGCUCUUAUAAACGAAGUCUACGUAUUGACAAUGCACUGCGUGGAACCUGAUGCGACCAUGUGCGGGUCCCUCGCAGUUCAGUUAUGUAUUUUAGUAGAGGGUGAGUAACCCUGAGGAGUACACCGAGUCACCAAGACCUUAGUACGUGGGUUUCCAAG